This is a messenger RNA of Echinostoma caproni, 441 nucleotides long. Lineage: Eukaryota; Metazoa; Platyhelminthes; Trematoda; Plagiorchiida; Echinostomatidae. The record is from the annotation of a GenBank genome assembly.
AUGACCGCGUAUUUAAACUUCUGUCGUGGUCUUCGUUUUGACAAUCGACCGGAUUACUCAUAUCUACGCAAUCUCUUUCGAAGCCUGUUCCACCGUGAAGGCUUCACUUAUGACUGUGUGUUUGACUGGAACCUGCUCAAAUUCACCGGGAACGAGCAACAACAACAGCAGCAGCAGCAACAACAGCAACAACAGACCAACUCAAACAUGCUGACUAACGAAAGUGCAGCUGCUGCCGCGGCCGCUGCUGUCGCCCAACAGACGCAGCAGACCCAGCAACGUCGUGCGCAACAGCAUCACCAUCAUCAUGAGGAGAAAAAUAAAACGCAAACCAUCUUUGCGAGCUUGCUGCGAGCCACGGACCCAGCUGAUCUCAGCAAUAGCCUCCAGGGUUGUGACCGGGUUGGAAGCAUUCACAACCUGGCUACUUAUUUCGAGUGA